GAGUGAGGGGCUCGGGUUGUGUCUGAGAGUAUAAAAGCUCCAAGUUCAAUCUGCUCCACAGUCUGCAGCAGAUUCACAAGGAACAACUUCCAAAAUCACUCCGGAGCUCUCCACUCACUGCACUGCUAUACAACUCUUCAGCCAUGGCCGAGAGGAGGAUCCCCUUCACCCUCAUGCGCACCCCCAGCUGGGACCCCUUCCGUGACUGGCACAGCCGCAUUUUUGACCAGACUUUUGGGAUGCCCAUACUGCCCGAAGAAGGAUUCCACACUACUCACUGGCCGGGCUACUUCAGACCUUCUUUCCUGGCUCCAGACAUGACCGCAGCGAUGAGUCCAAUGAUGUACUCCAGUCCCGUGGUGGCUCAGCAGGCCCGGACCCUCGCCCGCCAGAUGAGCAGUGGCAUGUCUGAGAUCAAACAGACUCAAGACAACUGGAAAGUGUCUCUGGACGUCAACCACUUUUCACCCGAGGAGCUGGUGGUCAAGACCAAAGAUGGAGUUGUGGAGAUCAGUGGCAAACAUGAAGAGAGGAAGGACGAGCAUGGUUUUGUGUCCAGAUGCUUCACCAGGAAAUAUACACUUCCACCCACUGCUAAUGUGGAAAAGGUGACCUCAUCCCUGUCCCCAGAGGGAGUACUUACAGUGGAAGCGCCUCUCGCCAAACCAGCCCUGGAGUCUUCAGAGACCACUAUUCCUGUUACAGUUGACAAAAGUGCUUUAGCAAAGAAAUAAACCAAACUUCACAACACAACACAUACUCAUAUACUAUGCACUUUACUCCACAUGAAGAGACUUUUCCAGUAAAAGAACAACGUGGCUUAUCAUACAAAUCUGGGAGUGCCUGAGUAGUUCUGUAGAAAUGCUCUCACUGUGCCUCACCUGAUAACAGCUGUAUGUAAACCAGGAUGUGACCAGAGACAUGAUUAAAAU
Messenger RNA from Periophthalmus magnuspinnatus, 932 nucleotides. RefSeq names its product heat shock protein, alpha-crystallin-related, 1 (gene hspb1). The transcript has 3 exons. The record is from RefSeq and is a predicted model, not a curated record. Bases 144 to 734 code for a protein of 196 amino acids. Gene Ontology annotation, biological process: protein refolding; response to heat. Gene Ontology annotation, molecular function: protein folding chaperone. Lineage: Eukaryota; Metazoa; Chordata; Actinopteri; Gobiiformes; Gobiidae.